This is a messenger RNA of Drosophila navojoa, 2444 nucleotides long. RefSeq lists its product as uncharacterized. The record is from RefSeq and is a predicted model, not a curated record. Lineage: Eukaryota; Metazoa; Arthropoda; Insecta; Diptera; Drosophilidae. Gene Ontology annotation, molecular function: protein binding.
GAAGAAGAGUUUUCACAGGUUUGACGUUUAUUUUUUUUAGCUGCUGUUUUUUUUUUUUUUCUUGGCCAAAAAAGUUGAGUUUUCUCGUAAACGAAGACAAUUUGGCUUGCAGCGCGCUCAACAACAUGAAUAGUGUACAUAACGCUUUUGUUGCUGCGCAAAAGCGUCGCUUGUCCGACUGCGAGCACAAGCAAGCGGACGCGCCCCAACCGCUGCCUCAGGAGCAGCCGGAGCCGAAACAACGGAAGACAGAACAACAGCAGCAGCCGCAGCAGCAGCAGCAGCAGCAGCAAGUGCAACAACAACAGCCACAAAAACAUUGUCUGCUGAGUUUUUGCAAUGAGCUGCUCUAUGAGAUAUUCAAGUAUUUGGACACAGCCUCCAUACUGGCGAUGAUGCUCUGCUCGCCGCACCUGGAAAGUUUCCUUCUGGAUCACCGCUUCUGGCACAAUAUUGAUCUCAGCAAUGCGCCGCUGCCGUUGGGCAUCCUGGAGGAGGUGCUCGGACGUGCCACAGAGAAGACGCACACCAUCAAGAUUCGUGGCCCACCCUCGUCGCAGCAUGUUGCCGGCGAGUUUAAGCAAUUCACCUGCACCCUGACCUCAGUGUUCCCCAAGGUGGCCACACAGCUUAAGGUUCUUGAAUUACAAGGCGUUAGUCUGGAUUUUGAAUACAUACAUAUAUCGGAGUUUCCUUCAUCACUAAAGCGGCUAAAACUUAAGGAUUGCAGCGUCAAGGUUGGAGAUCAUGUCAAAAGUAUAUUUCACACUAUAGAAAAGCAAUUGAUUCACUUGGAGGAUCUUAGCAUCGAGGAUAACAACUGGUUUGAGCCCUACUAUAUUAUGGCGUUAUCGAAGCUGCCGUCGUUGCGCCGGCUCAGCCUGAAGGGCUGCCAAAUGAUGUGCAAAUUUGUGCCCUACGGUAGCAUGGCAGCCCGCUUUGGUUUUCAAAACUUGGAGGUCCUUGAUUUGCGUUUGACGCCCAUUAACAACUCAGAUCUGCAGUGCUUUAGCGCCAUUGAGGGCUUGAAGGAGCUGCUGCUGGAAUCGCCCCCCAAUUUGCCUCAGGAACCGCCCUGUCCCACAAAAACAACAAAUGGCAAUGUGCCGGGUACCGAGGAGUCGCCUGUCCCAGUGCCAGAUCAACUGAAAAUGUUGAACGACGAUGAGCCGUCAACAUCGCGCGCAGCCAUGGAGCACUUACGUGCGUGCAAAAUAGCUGCCCAGAGUCAGGAUGCCAACGCAGAGGCACCCAAGCCAGCCAGCGAAACAUAUACUUCGGAUAACUGCAAUUUUAGAAAGGAUGCGAGCGAUGCGGCCAAGCCCUCCGGCAGCACAGCCAAGCGCAGUGGCUGUCUCUCAUCCGGCUCGGAUGAUGAGGACACCUCAUCCACGUCUGCGUCUUCCUCCGAUAAAUCAGAUAACGCUGCGGCGCACAGCACUGGACAUAGCUCCUCCGAUCCGGAUGGCAACGGGGGCAUACAGUCGCCCCUUGUAGUCAUCGCUUUGCCCAGUGUCGCGCGUCAUUCGCCAGCUCCCGCCGAAAAUCAACAGAGUGCUGAUGAAAAUCCUGAGCCUGCGGCAGCGGCAGCCGAUGCGGCAGUAGGUGCUGCAGCAGAUGGCGGCGUUGAGGCACCACGCGCUUACAUCUAUGUGCAGAACGGUCCACCGGUCGACGGACAGCGGCCACAGGUGAUGGCCUCGCUGAUCGAGCAGAUGGUGGAUCAGAUACACACGCUUCGUGGCAAUCAGCCGGCGCACAGCCGGUUCCUGAGGCGUCGCGAUCAGGUGAUCUAUAUGAAUCCACAGGCGAUUGCUGAGCCGCUGUUGGUCAUGCAGUCACGCCGCACACAUCGCAUCCAGCCACGCGGCAAUCUGGAGCAGGUUGUGCAGCAUCCGAUGUUCUGGAAUAUGCUCGAUCCCUUGGACAGGGACUAUUCCCGGCGGAUGCGCUGUCGACCGCCGGUCAGCCAGCUGCCGCCCCAAUGCUAUGUCUCGGAUCGAGCAAUGUAUAGCUUCGGGCGUGCCUAUCCCGUGCAAUCGGACGUCGUUUGGAUACGCAACUCAAAUCGUUCGUCCAACAAUCGACUCGAGCGGAUCGAGCUACGCAAUUAUCCGCACAUCACAAACUAUACGCUGGAGCAUCUGGUGCAAUGCUCGCCAAAUCUCGUCUACAUCGAUGUGAGCGGCACGAGCGUAACCUCAUUGGGCCUGCGCAAGUUCAAGAAGCUCAAGCCCGAGUGUGAGGUAGUUGCAACACAUUUAAGCAUGGACGAGCAGCCGGAGCAGGGCGAGACGGAACUCCUUGUGCAAGUGCAGCCGGAGAACGAAGAGCAGCAGCAGCAGCAGCAGCAGCCACCACAGGACGAAAACUUGGACGAAGUUGCAGCUGAAGCCGGAGCCGACGCUGAAGCAGAACCUGAACCCCAACUGGACGCGCCUUAA